AUGGCUGGAACCCAGGCAGCAGUGGACUACACCAAAGUGUUGGUGAAGAAUACAGUAAGGUUCAUCCUCUUAGUUCUGUUUCUCAUAUCUCUCGUUGUCUCGUUACUCCUAUGCAUGCUUGCUGACAUCUUUCAAGCCUACGCCCCCGUCUUCCCAUUGUGGCCAAUGGUUUUUGCGAGCGUUGCGCUAAACGUUGCGUGUGCUGUUUCGACUUCGUUGUAUCAUCGAGUAACGUGCAAGGCUUCUCGUUCUUAUAAGAGCUCCGGAAGCAACCAUGCAUAUUUGGCAAUGCAAGGUUUCGGGUACGGUUUGCUUUUUAUUUGUCCGGCGGUGCUGUUCUUAUAUAUUGAACUUUUAGCUUCCCCUGUUGCCGUCUACCGCUACGGAUUGAUAACAGCACUGGGUGGUUCAUGUGCCGUGGCAAAUGGGCUAUUGAUCGCAUCUUUGCGGUACUCCGAAAAGACUCAGCGGCGAGUGAAAGAAGGUGGACUUGGGGGAGGCGAGAGGCCACAGCGCGACUCCGGUCUGUGGAGGAGACGUUUGUUAUUGCUUCCAGACGGCGAGACAGCCAUUGUCGUUUUGCUUUGUAUCAUUGCUCUCACGUGUUCUAUUAUUGCGGAGUAUUUUACGCACCUGCGCCGUGCGUUGACCAUUGUGGGCAUGUUGCUUCUCGUAGUUAGUGCGGCUAUCACUCGUGUUGGCACUGGGUAUCGGUCUGCUACCGGCGAGCACCCCUUCUCGAUCUCUAGGUGCAGCUUCAGAACGGGUAUUGUUCAAGGGCUUGGUUGGUUUCUGGGUGGGGCAACGUUGUGUUUCGAUUUGGUUUUGUGUAAUUCAGGUGCGGGCGCACCUCCGUCUUGGCAUAUCAUCAGUGGGUUAAGUUCGAUGGUGAGCGUUGCUGCACUCCUGUUUGCAAGGUUUCACCGCUUCACAGAACCUACAUUCAAACAAGGCUUGCAGUUGUCCAGUGAUGGACCCUACGUAAUGACAGCAACAAGUCUAUUUCAACUUACUUUUGUGUGGUGUUUAACGUUACUACUAUCUACGGAGUACUGCGAACUAGGUAUGCAGUUGAGGCAGGGGCUGAUUACGUGUCAAACCCUCACAGCGGUAUCCAUGUUUGCCCUGCCUCUUUGCACUCACUUUCUUGGCCGUGUUGUGUUCGGCAAGGAGUACGGAAUAUGGAUAAGUCUUGACUGCCGGUUAGAAUUCGCAAUCUUGCAGCGGUUGGCGUGGUUUUGCUACAGCAUAGCCAUUUUCUUCGCCGUACUUCACAUGACGGAGUCCAACCACUUCAGGUUCGUUGUCAUACAGGCCCUACUGGUCGGAGUUUCUCAAUGCCUUGUACAUGCGUCGCUUUGGGCAUUCGGUGGGGGAACAUUGGGGAGAUAUUCAAGCGAUGUUGAAGAUCAAGAGUCUUUAUCACGUACUACUUCCACCAAAUCCACUUCACAGGAGGAAGACUCAGAGGGGGAAGCCUCCGUAUCUUAUGAGGGCGGUCGCUCUGCUCUACCUCUAGUACUGAAUGCAGAGAUGGUCACCGCCAUUGCGGUCUGCGUGUGCGGGAUUGCUCUUCGGCUUGUUGCCGAUGUGGAGUCCAUGGAUGGCGCAUUUGUCGGUGCUCUGUUGGGUGUUCCCCGGAAAUCGCUUCUGAAUCUUGCAAGGGUCAUGGCCACUGUUGCGGUACCGCUUGCUCAUAUUUCAUCCAGGGACCGUGUUCCUUUGUGGCAGCCAUUUGUUGGCUGUGGUGGUUAUGUUUCUAUGCAAGCGGUGGGGUGGUCCGUUUACGCGAUCAAUACGUUGAUUGAGGCCGCCAAUUACUUUCAUGAGGAACGCCGGAGUCUUGCGUCUCCGGUAUUUGGAACUCAAUCUAUGCCAUUGGAACACACAGUGGAUGGUGUAUGCGCUACCGUCCCGUUUAUUUGCAUAUUCCUGGGCUCCUUAUUUGAAACAUGGGCCCAACAAAGCGAGAAAAUUCAUCAGCGGAAGAUGCAACAGAAGAUCGUGGAGCUUAACAGCUUACUACAGCAUGUCAUUGCCGAUCCGGAGGAUCGGGAGCGGACGAAGUCACUUUUGAAGGUUGUAAUUGGCCCUCGGUGGAAAGAUUUGAGAAGUAGCGGAAGUUCCGACGAGGACGAACGCGCCGAGGAGGUGGAAACAAGAAAGGAGGGCAUGAGAAAUAUCGUAGCCAUUCUCUGCGUCUGUGUAAUGAUGUUGUUUGCGACUUCCGCGUUUUCAGCAACGCACCAACCCGCCUUUACACUUAUAUUCGGGAUAUCAGGUAUGAUGAUGACGAGUGUAUCGUGUUUUUCGCUGCAACUUUUUUACGGAUCGAUCGUGCACGGGGCCACCGGAACCUAUUCGUACUUUAUGCCAUUUUCUGGUGGGCAAAAGUUUGUUGCAUUCCAGACUGCUGGGUGGUCUUGUUACGCGGCUGCACUAUUGUUAAUUCUAAUAAGUUGUCUCGAAGGUCGCGGUUCGCCCACUGCCUUCGUUUGCAUGGGUUUCUUUAGUGUCGCGGCACAGUUUUUGAUUUUGAAUUCUAUUCCGCAUUUUGAUUCCACUCCGAGACCGGCUUCGUUGUUGGAACAAAAUGCGGAAGCGGCGCUUGCCGUGUUUGCGCUCGUUGGUUCCUUUACUUUUGGUGUUGUAUGGAACGCCUACACAGGCGGUGGCAUUCCAGGGCAGGCGCCAUCCCCGCUCCCCAUUAUUGUUACAGCUAUUGCCGCAUCGUGUGCUGCACCAUUGGGAAUCGUGUCUUUGAAGCGCCACAUGGAGCGUUCCGCCAUGUUCGCCGUCGCUGAUGGACUGGAAAGUUCCUCCGAGGCAAGUGACGGUGAAGAGGAAAUACGCAGUGAUGGCCACACGGAUGCAAUCGCCCAUGUAAGUAAUGGGAGUGGACACCAGUUCCCCUCUUCAUUGAUGCAGGGCCAAGUAAACACCGGUGUCGACUCGGAGCGAGGGACAAAUGAUUCCUUCGACACCCAAGCAUCCCGCUCCUUUCCAGGAUCCACCGGAUCGUUCGGGAGUGGCAAGCGGUGCCGCUCAGUGCAGCACAUGGAGGUCAUACCGGGCACAUUGUACACGAUUUGUCUCAUUUUGGCGCUGCUUGCUACACUGAUUUGGGUUAUAUUCGUCCCGAUAGUUCUCUUCUAUAUGUUCUACUCGUACGCCUACAGUGGACUUGCCGUAUUUCACAUGACGUUUACGACAUUUCACAUUGUGUUGUUCCUGCUUUCCAUUGCGGUUGUUACCCCGGUGCUCGUCCAAAUAAUUUACGACAGACGAUGUAAGGGUCUUCGGGGGAAGUUCUGGAGCCCUCUAGUUGCUUUUACUGUGUACUCCCUACCAACAAUUGUGGUUUCAACGGUGCUUGUUGUCUGGACUCAGGUGGACACAAUGGGGGCCGAGGUUUUUGCCCUAAACAUGGUAUUCAUGAGUUGCCUUUCGUUCCUUUCGUGUGCUUAUCUGGUGGCGUCACUCUUUAACACAUGUUUCCUCGGAUAUGUGCUGCACUUUUAUCUCUACACAUGUUUGGUUCAGGGGUUGGCGCCUCUUGUCGUUUGGAAGUGCGUCACGGACGUCGGGUUUACAGUGUUUUGGUUGUGGUACUUACGAGGUUACGGUAAGCUCCCUCACAUCACUGGAUGCAUGUGCGGUGCCAAAUCGCGGGACUUGUUCCGUACCUAUUUAUCACCUGCCAUUGUCGAUUACUUCAGUGCGCGUCUUAUUGUUGAUGGGAGGGGGAAGGCUGGAAGGGGUAAAACGGUUAUAUACAGUAAUUCCGAGGGGGAGGAGGAAAAUGCUGGACCUGAUCACAAUGAUCCGUCAAACAAAUACAUUUAUUCCUUUCAUCCGCAUGGUGUUUUCCCCGGCACCGCACUCUGGUUGCCGAUGUCACCGCAGUGGGAGGAACUGAUCGGCCGCAACGAGGAGACCAUUGUCACAACACACGGUGCAGAUGUGAUUUUUGCCGUCCCGUUCAUGCGUGACGCGCUUAUGUCAGUUGGCACCAUGAGUGUAUCGAGGAAAGGAAUUGAGAACUGUCUUAAGCAAAACAACAGCCCUAUUAUUGUGACUGGUGGGAUGGCGGAAAUGGUGUAUCAGAAGGGUAGUGACACCGAAAUGCACAUCGUCAUGCAUCACAGCGGGUUUGUUCGAAUGGCUCUGCAGCAUGGGGUGCCUAUUGUGCCUAUCCUUUGUUUCGCCGAGCAAAAUGUAAUGAUGAAUGUUCCCUUUCCACGUCUACAGAGACUCACCUCGAGAAAGCUUGGCUUUCCAUUUCCCACAAUGCCGUAUGGGAGAUGGUUUCUUCCCCUUCCACAUGCACGGCCACUCACCGUAGUGGUGGGUAAACCAAUUCUUCCAGAUCCUGCGAUGUGCAAUGCUGAUGACCCUGAUCAUGUAGUACACUACAGACUCCGCUAUUUUGGUGAAUUGCAGCGGCUUUUCUUCAAGUAUCGUGAUGAAGCCGGAUACCCCAACAUGGUGCUUCAUCUCCACUGCCACAACGAGACGCAUAUUGUGACAGAAUUUAAAGGGUCGGAAUCAGUUAAAGAUGAUCAAAACCAAUGA
Messenger RNA from Trypanosoma brucei brucei TREU927, 4575 nucleotides. RefSeq names its product diacylglycerol acyltransferase, putative. Lineage: Eukaryota; Euglenozoa; Kinetoplastea; Trypanosomatida; Trypanosomatidae. The record is from RefSeq and is a predicted model, not a curated record. The transcript has a single exon. Bases 1 to 4575 code for a protein of 1524 amino acids. Gene Ontology annotation, biological process: lipid metabolic process.